Molecule: messenger RNA, 2366 nt
Organism: Chelonus insularis
Lineage: Eukaryota; Metazoa; Arthropoda; Insecta; Hymenoptera; Braconidae
Product: sialin-like
Exons: 6
Coding region: 844-2289 (481 amino acids)
Biological process (GO): monoatomic anion transport; transmembrane transport
Cellular component (GO): membrane
Molecular function (GO): transmembrane transporter activity
Source: RefSeq, a predicted model, not a curated record
AUGUCGAUAAUCAAUUAAACCUGCAUUAAGUGCAUUUAAAUAUCCAAGGUCAAGCAAAUCAGAAUCUAACAGACAAAACUUAAACAGUUUGACGACGAUAAGAAAUUCCUGUAAAACCGGUUGUGAUAACUCCCUAGCCUAUAGCACAAUUUCAGUAUUUUUUAUCUCACUUCCACUCUUUGUUAAUACGCUACAAGCUUUGGUUCACUGGCAGUUGACUUCGAUUGGAACAGUGACGAUAUUGUGACGACACACAUAAGAGAGUUCAUAUGGUUUUAACCUAAAUAAUCAAAAAACCGUUGGCAUUUAAUGACAACAAUUCUCUGAGUGAGGUUGGAACGAAUUCAAGAAUUUUAUUGUAAAAAAAAAAAAAGAAAAGAAAAAGAAUUACCAUUAAAACAAUUGAUAAUUUAUUUUCUGAAUAAAUUAAUUAUUUAAAUAAUUAUUUUAUCAACAAAUUAAAUAGUUUCGAAAAUGGAUAACAGCUGAGAGAAUAAAAGCAGUUGUGUCGGCUAGUGUUGUGACGUGUGUUCUAAAAGAAAAAUCAAUAAAUGAGUUGAAUGAAGUUAACGUUGUUGUUGUUGUUAUUGUUUUUUUUCUUGUUCACAUAUUUAUAAUUAUUUUGUUUGUUACACUUUAAAAAACAAGUGGCAUAAUUCAGUUGAUAUAAUCAGUUAUCAUAUAGCCUUGUAAUUAAAAUGAUUAAUCUAUAAAAAUAUAUAACUAUUUUUAUAAAUAGAAAAUAAUUAUUUAUUUUCAUAUCAUUAUUUUAUAUAUCAAGUGUUUAAUAAUAUUUUAUACUCUUCAAUUUUAAAUUAUUCAGUGCUCAAAAAAUCAUUAAUUAUGGCAGGAUACGUUAGAUUUAUGUUUGCAAUAAUGCUGUGCAUUGCAAAUAUGAUAAUAUAUGGGUUAAAAGUAAACAUAUCAACGACGAUAAUAGGGAUGGUUAAAUUAAAUAAAAAUGGCACGAGUACUCAAUCGUUAGAAUGUCCGGAAUUUGAGAAUGGGAACAUGACAAGUACACCGACUGACCUCGAGGGUCCUUACGAGUGGACAUCUGUGGAACAAGGUCUAGUUGUCAGCCUUUACUUUGCUGGCUACAUGCUGGGCAUGUUUCCAGCAGGAUAUUUUGCUGAUAGAUUCAAUACCAAGUGGGUCUUGCUAAUCUCCGUAUUCAGCAGUUCAAUUUUCACCCUAUUGAUACCCGUAGCGGCUCAAUCAAUUGGGGUACUUUUAUUCCUACGCUUCCUAACUGGUCUAGUAAGUGCAGCUAAUCUUCCAGUGGUGAAUGUGCUAGUGGGCAAAUGGAUGGUCUAUGAAGAGAAGAGUACCUGGGUAGCAAUCAUCAAUGCUGGAACAUCACUAGGAACUGUCAUUUCUAUCCUCUCAUCAGGUCUUAUUAUGCACGAUUUCGGAUGGGAAGCUGUGUUUUAUAUUCACGGUAUUUUACCACUCAUUUGGUGCAUCGCAUUUGCUGUGUUCUUUGCCGAUAAUCCGGAAACCCAGAAGUUGAUAAGCACUGCUGAAAGAGACUUGAUUGUCAAUUCUUAUGGUCAUCGACACUUACAAACCAAGAAACCCGUUGUUCCUUGGAGGAGUAUCUUCACAUCUACACCCUUCUGGGCAUUAGUUGCUACCAAUUGUCUAGGCAAUUUCAUCUGGUAUUUCAUGCUCACAACAUUGCCACGUUAUAUGAAUGCCGUGCUGAGGUUUGACAUCAGAAAGAAUGCUGUACUAAGUUGUAUUCCAUACUUAAUAAAUGCUAUAACAAACCCUCUGAUUGGAAAAGUCCUUGACAUUGGUCGUCAAAAAGGCUACUGGUCACAAACAGCUGGAAGGAAAGUUGCUGUUGGUAUCAGUUGUAUUCCUCCAAGUAUUCUGAUGAUUGUCAUCGCCUACCUUGGAUGUGAACGUACUACUUCAGUGGCUCUCCUUAUUUUAAGCAUCGUAAUUGGUGGUGCAAUAUUUGUUGGUCAUUUGACGAAUCAGAAUGACUUAGCACCUAAUUAUGCUGGCAUUCUGAUGGGCAUCACAAACACACCUGGAACUAUAUCUGCUUUUGUAUUACCAGGACUUGUUGGUGCUCUAACUGAUAAUGGGAAUAACACUUUUGAACGAUGGAGAUACGUCUUCUGGAUCAGUGUAGUUGCUCAAGUACUUGCAUUUAUAAUAUUUACAAUCUUUGGAUCUGCUAAAAUUCAAGACUGGAAUUAUCCUGAUGGUAAACCACCUAUUGAGAAUGGAAAAAGGACUUCUGAAGAGGAAGAAGUCACUUCUAAAAUGAUCUGAUAAUAAAGAUUAACAUUAGAAACUCAACAUGUACAGUUUUUAAAUAACAAAUAAAAUUUUUAAUAAUUCUAUAAUCA